AUGCAGAAACCCCCUACAGGCCAUCUAGAGAAGCUGGCCUUAGCCCUGAUAGUCGCCGACCGCAAGCUGUGGCCUUACUUUCAGGCUCACCCAGUUGUGGUCGUCACCUCCUUCCCUAUAAAAUUGAUCCUCCACAAGCCUGAAGUCUCUAGACGCCUUGCGAAAUGGGCUGUGGAACUAGGAGAAUACGAUGUGAUUUUUCGACCAGCAACAGCUAUAAAGUCGCAUGUCUUGGCAGACUUUGUGGUCGAAUUCUCCCCUUCCUUGGUCCCAGCUCUGGAGCAAGAAGUGCGCCUCCAAAGCGAAACAAAGAGAGAGGGAGAAUGGGUCCUGCAUGUUGAUGGAUCCAGCAACAUCAGAGGAGCCGGGGUAGGAAUAAUGCUUACUUCACCGACAGGGAAAACGGCCUCAAGGGCCGUGAGGUGA
Messenger RNA from Brassica oleracea var. oleracea, 426 nucleotides. RefSeq lists its product as uncharacterized. The record is from RefSeq and is a predicted model, not a curated record. The transcript has a single exon. Bases 1 to 426 code for a protein of 141 amino acids. Lineage: Eukaryota; Viridiplantae; Streptophyta; Magnoliopsida; Brassicales; Brassicaceae.